Maniola jurtina (meadow brown) is the source of this 4120-nucleotide messenger RNA. RefSeq names its product protein kintoun (gene Nop17l). The record is from RefSeq and is a predicted model, not a curated record. Bases 171 to 2684 code for a protein of 837 amino acids. Gene Ontology annotation, cellular component: cytoplasm. Gene Ontology annotation, biological process: axonemal dynein complex assembly. The transcript is spliced from 3 exons. Lineage: Eukaryota; Metazoa; Arthropoda; Insecta; Lepidoptera; Nymphalidae.
GAAAAUUACCACGAAUCGACCAAUCAAAACAAGCUACGAACGAACGGCUUUACGAAUUGCAUAUCUGUUUCUGUGGCACACUAGUCAGCUGAAAAUAUUAUCGUGUUUAUACUUUUGAUGCGUACUUGUGUUUAUUUUUAUAUCGCUAGGAAUUGGGAACGGUAGACAAAAUGGCAACAGGAGUAAAACCUCGUGAUGAAGAAUCGUCCCUCACCAAAGCCGAUUUGGAGACGAUACAAGACGCUAUGAAGAGCAAGAAAUUUCGAGAACUGCUCUCGGAGUACUGCGACGAGAUACGUGACCCGGCGAACCAAGCGAUCUAUCAAAAAGAAAUGACCCAACUAGAGAAGGAACGUGGUUACGAUGUAACUUUUAUAAAUCCGAAAGCAGGUUAUGUGAUUAAAACUAGCGUGGCAGGCGACAGGAAGGCUUUUAUUAACAUUUGCAGUAAUGAAAACGUGGACAAGCCGUCGUGUAGAGUUGAGGACCAAAACGGUCAAAAAGGUAUGAAUUGGCAGCUCCCAUAUACAAUAAUUCCUCCAAGGGAAGAUUUCGAUCACAAGAGGCAACGAUGUGUUAUUUACGACGUAGUGUUCCAUCCUGACACACUGCGCAUGGCAGAGGUAAACAAGCGGUUUCGGGAGUUGGUAAACAAUACAGCUUUUGAUGGGUUACAGAAAACGUACAACAUUCAUUUUGAUAGCAACAACUGCCGCUUUCCGAAGUCGUAUUAUAAGGGCAUGACUACACCUGCUGUUAUAAGAAAAGAGGAUCCUAACUUUAAACCACCAACAGAUGAAGAAGAAAAUGAACAGAUAACUCCAGAAAUAAUGGAAAAACUCUACCCACAACAUAUGUACCCUGAAGCUAAAGAACCUGUCGAAGAGCAAUAUAAAAAAGAACUUGAACAACACAGAAAAAAAGCUAAAAAUAGUAAAAAAGAAUUCAGUCAUGCCUCUGAUAAUGGUUACACCGUACCUAAGUAUGUGAUAAAACAGCAGAAAAAUGUAGACUUGCAAGACUUCACCUAUCAGAAAGAUAGCAAGCAGUAUGCCGCUAUGCCAAGCCAUAUAGUUGUUGAAAUUAAUUUACCACUACUAUCUUCAACCAAAGACUGUGUUCUAGAUGUUCGGGAAAAAUCUCUCAGUUUGAUUUCUGAAAAGCCAGCAAAGUAUAAACUGAACCUUACACUUCCUUAUGCAGUCAACGAUGAGUGUGGAAAUGCAAAAUUUGAUAAGUCAAAGCAUACACUGAUUGUGUCUCUCCCAGUGGUUAGAAAGAACACUUCAAAUGAUAAAACAGCUUUACUAAGAGCAGAUAGCGGUGUAGAAAGUGAAGAAAAUUCAAAUGAUGAAGAAGAAUCAAAACAAACCCUUAUAGAAGUUAUUUCCUCAGACCCUACUGACUCUAAAUUAUCUUUAAUGCACAAUCAGCAUAAUCCCCCCUCUGAAGAAGCAUUUCUGCUUUCAACUAUUAGCUAUACAUUCCCUUCAUAUACAUACAAUGCAUUAGAUGAUGUAAUAGCAUUCACUUUUCAUGUUAAAAACACUGAGCCUGAUUCAGUUAAAGUGAAAAAUGAUGGAAAUAAAAUACACAUAAAAUUUUCUUCACUUGGAUCUGGUUUUGUGCCAAUACAUUAUGCAGCACUUAUUUCAUUUGAUGGAGAUGUGCAGUUUGACAAUGUGACUGGUGAAGCAUGGGAUAAUAAUGUUAUAUUGCAGUUGGAAACAGCUGGAGCUAUCAAAAAAUUUCAUAUAGGUUUAAGUGAGAAUGAUUUGAAAACUGAAUAUUUUGGUGUAUCCCAAACAACAAAAGAUGAUGAACCCAAAGUUGCAUCAUCUGUAGAAGGUGCAACACCUCUUGUUGAAGUAACUAACUUAGGAACUGAAACUAAUAUCGUAGUUUCAUCACUUAAUAAUAAAACAGAUACUGAAGAGGAGACUGAAAAUGAAAGGGAUAUUGUGUGGACGGAAUCAUUUACCAUACGCAAUGGAGCUAAGAGCAUCCUCCGCAAGCCUAUAAUGAUGCGUAGCUUUUCAGAAUCAAGUGUUGGCGAUGUUGCAUCUUCUAUGGAUUACAUCAGCUCUGAUUGUAUUCCUGAAGAAUCUAGUUUGAAAAAGACAGUUAGAUUCAGUGAUGUCAUUGCACGGCAAUUUUACAGAUAUAACUCAUCAAUUGAAGGCCAGAAAAAGAAAAACCAACGCAAGAAGAGUAAAAAGCGUAACCAAGAAAGGCGUAGAAGUGAGAGUGAAGCUGAGGAUGAUAUUUCCAACUUAGUUAAGCCAUCGAAACCCCGUUUGAAAUCAGUCCUCAAACAGAGACAUGACAGUGGACUAGCGGACACUUCCGAUGCUGACGAAUGCAAGAACAUGUCCGAUAGCGACUUGCAGUACAACAGCAACACUGACGAGAACGCCAAUGAAGACAGCUAUCAUGCACGUAAAAACACGUCUUAUCUAAACAUCAUCAAUAACAAUACGCAGGACAACCAACCAGCUAUAUGGACUUCGGAUUCCAGAGGUCACUUAACAGAUACAAAAGGUCCAAACCAAGAGAAGCAUGAACCCAUUACAUGUGAUAACAUAAAACACAACACCGACCUCUAUAACCCAGAAAAAUUAAACAAGGGACAAUACUUAGAGGUUAAAUUCAAAAAUGAUCUCAUAUUUGAUCUUGAUAUGUGAGCUUUGCCAUUUACCUUGGUUGUAUGAAAAAUCUUUCAUUAAAUAUUAGGAGUAGGCUAGUUAUUCUAGUGCAUACCAGUGAUUUUUAUUAUUUGUGUAGGAGUGUGUGGUGAGGUUUGGUUUAGACAUUAGUCUCUAAUUAUAUCUACCCACGUAAAUUAUGUUCCUUCCCAAUUAGUUUUUACAUCAGCUAAGUUUAUGGCAAUGGACUAUAUUCUGCAUGAAUGUCAAUUAUUUUGGAUUCAUAUUGUUAUCACUUAAUUGGAAUACUUUAGGUAAUUAAUUGACUCCUAUUUAUUAUCACUAAAAUUUAUUCUUUGGAAAAUAGUGGUUAUGGCCAUUUUAGACCUUAAACUUAUUAUAAAAAUCACGUAGAUUAAUGCAUCAAUGUACAAAUUAGAUUUAGUUAAAUUAAACCACGAAGUCUGACACAAAUUAAAAUUUUAAAAUUCGCAUUUUUAUAGAAAUAUGUAGUUUUAUUAGAUAAGAAAUAUUGCCUUAUCAAUGAGAAAUACAGAAAAUCGUUCUAAAAAGUUAAUUUCAACCUGUUUAUUUAACACCGAAUGCUUUCUUGCAAGAUAAUAAAUCUUACUGAAUACGUAGUAGCUAGUACUUGGAGUUUAGAAUCAUUCAAAUGUUAUUUGUAUUGCAAAACAACAAACACAGUUUGGCAUGGGAAGUGGGGACGGUUCUAUAGCUAGCAUAUGCGCUACUAAGUAUUCGAUAAUCUUGCAAAAACAACUUGCGGUGGUAUGAACAGGGUCUAACACCCAUAUUCACAAACUUUAAAGGGUCCAGGUUAAGAAAUUAGCUGUAGUACUGACUAAUUCUGACAUAUUAGUCGAUACAAGAGCUAAUUUCUUAAACUGGACUAUUUCAAGUAAAGAUUUUUAUAUAAACCUGUGAGGAUGGUACUGCAAUUAAAAAUGCCAUAAGCCUACGUUGUCGUAUUAGUUUAAAAAAUGCGAUAAACCAAAUUAAAUUUGAAUUUCGCGGGCAAGCCCGUCGCUUCCACCUUAAGUGAAUCGUUCGCCCAGGAAGUGCCCAGGGAAUCGCAGGUUCGAAUCAAUGAAAAUUUUCAAUAAAACUAAACUACUUGAUGUAAUAAUUAGAAGGUAUUUUCUAAAAUACAAUCACUGUUUUAGUUUUUUUUGUUGUUAAGGCAUUUUAAUUCUUUUAUACCGAUAAUAUUAUUAGGGAGAACAAUAUAGCAGAUAAUUGUGCUCAACUUUUGUCAGUGCCUUUUAAAGAGAACUCCGAUUGCAGCAAAAUAACCUUAGCUGUUGUCAUAAACCAUGCAUUUAUAUUUUAUUUUAAUAAGUUAGUAUUGAAAGUGUGUUCUAGGAUUUAAUAUAGUCGUUAUGUUCCGUCAGAAGUUUAACGGUAAAAUAUUGUGAUGUUUCGAAUAAUAAUUUAAUAAAACAAAAUGAAAUUAA